AUGGCACUCAAUUGGGUGAUGCUCGAUCAGGGCGGUCACAAACCACUACCGCUUCCACAAGAAGAGAUACUCUGCCAUGUUCACAAGGCAUCCUUGCAACUCGAGUACGCGCCUCACCGGAUCACCUACAAGGCCGAAGGCGAUGCUCUGAUCUCUUCUCAUCGUUUCGUCUUCGUCCGUCAGCCUCAACUCUCUGCUGCAGAACUCGCAGACGGAACAGCGCUUAACUCCCUCUCGGUUCCACUCGACCACUUUCACUCGAGCAAAUACACCAUCCCCAUCUUCAGCGCGCCGUAUCUCCAAGCCGAUGUCUAUUCGGUGCCUCAAGGCGGGCUGCCGGAACGACAGCCUGGCGAACAAGCUCAUCCGGUAGGCAAGCUCAAGCUCUGGUUCAUGGAGUCUGGCGGCGUAGCUUUUCGCGAUGCCGUUGACAGAGCUAGGAUACUUUGGCAGCAGAAGCGACAGGAAGAGCAGGACGAGAACGCUCUGCCGGCAUACCAGCCAUCAGCACCCUGA
Molecule: messenger RNA, 516 nt
Organism: Mycosarcoma maydis (corn smut)
Lineage: Eukaryota; Fungi; Basidiomycota; Ustilaginomycetes; Ustilaginales
Exons: 3
Coding region: 1-516 (171 amino acids)
Biological process (GO): positive regulation of DNA-templated transcription
Cellular component (GO): nucleus
Molecular function (GO): chromatin DNA binding; transcription coactivator activity
Source: RefSeq, a predicted model, not a curated record